Molecule: messenger RNA, 2717 nt
Organism: Trifolium pratense (red clover)
Lineage: Eukaryota; Viridiplantae; Streptophyta; Magnoliopsida; Fabales; Fabaceae
Product: oligopeptide transporter 5-like
Exons: 2
Coding region: 152-2473 (773 amino acids)
Biological process (GO): transmembrane transport
Molecular function (GO): oligopeptide transmembrane transporter activity
Source: RefSeq, a predicted model, not a curated record
GUAACCUUGAACUUCAUAACUUUAUUAGAUACCAAUAAGUUUGAAAUCAACAUACAUAUCUUCUACAAUACGUAAAUAAUGCAUCUUACUUAACUUUAUAGCUUUCCCUUUUUCUGUUUAAAAUUUGCAAUCCUUAGUUUACAUAGCAGCAAUGAAGAACAAUGCAUCACCUACCUCUUCAGAUCAAUGCAUAUCUAUUAACACUCCUCUUCUUGACUUGGAAAAGGAGGCUGAGAUAUCAAGUGGUGGAGUGUCACAAAACACAGUCAUAGAGGAUGCAGAGAAAGAUGAAUAUAGCAUUAAUGAUAGUCCUAUUGAGCAAGUGAGACUAACGGUUCUGACCACCGAUGACCCUUCUCAGCCGGCGCUAACAUUCCGGACAUGGGUUCUAGGGUUAGUAUCAUGUGUGCUACUUGCAUUUGUGAACCAGUUUUUAGGCUACAAAACCAACCCUUUGAAAAUCACUUCUGUCUCAGUUCAGAUUAUUAGCCUCCCACUUGGAAAACUUAUGGCUGCAACACUUCCCACAAAACCAAUUCAAGUCCCUUUUACAACCCGGUCGUUUUCGUUGAAUCCGGGUCCAUUCUCUUUGAAAGAACAUGUGUUGAUAACCAUCUUUGCUAGCUCAGGAUCUAGUGGUGUUUAUGCAAUUAACAUCAUCACAAUUGUUAAGGCUUUCUAUCAUAGAACCAUCCAUCCCGUAGCGGCUUAUUUGUUAGCUCUAUCGACUCAGAUGCUAGGGUAUGGAUGGGCCGGGAUUUUCAGAAGGUUCCUUGUUGAUUCUCCUUACAUGUGGUGGCCUCAAAACCUUGUGCAGGUUUCUCUAUUUAGGGCAUUUCAUGAAAAAGAAAAAAGGCCUAAAGGAGGAACUUCUAGACUGCAAUUCUUUUUCUUAGUCUUUGUAGCCAGCUUUGCAUAUUACAUCGUUCCGGGAUACCUUUUCCAAGCAAUAUCAACUGCCUCCUUUGUUUGCCUGAUUUGGAAAGAUUCCAUAACUGCACAACAGAUCGGUUCGGGCAUGAAAGGCCUUGGUAUCGGUUCAUUCGGCCUUGACUGGAACACUGUUGCCGGCUUUUUAGGUAGUCCUUUGGCUGUUCCUGGCUUUGCCAUUGCCAACUUAAUGGCUGGAUUUGUAUUAUAUAUGUAUGUUUUGAUUCCAAUUGCCUAUUGGAACAAUUUAUAUAAUGCUAAAAAGUUCCCCCUCAUUAGUUCUCACACAUUUGACUCAACCGGUGCAACAUACAACGUUACUCGGAUUCUCAAUACCAAAACUUUCGACAUCAAUAUGGAGAGUUACAACAAUUACAGCAAGAUCUAUAUGAGUGUCACGUUCGCGUUCGAGUACGGAAUGUGCUUUGCAGCUCUUACAGCCACUAUUUCGCACGUUGUCCUCUUCCACGGAAAAAUGAUACUUGAGAUGUGGAAGAAGACAACGAGUUCACUAAAAUACCAACUCGGAGAUGUGCAUACAAGAAUUAUGAAGAAAAACUAUGAACAAGUCCCUGAAUGGUGGUUUGCCACCAUUCUGAUUUUAAUGUUUAUGAUGGCCUUAGUAGCUUGCGAAGGCUUCGGCAAGCAGCUCCAACUUCCAUGGUGGGGAAUCCUACUCUCUCUAGCAAUUGCAUUAGUUUUCACCUUACCAAUUGGAGUCAUUGAAGCAACGACAAAUAUAAGAUCAGGCCUUAAUGUGAUCACAGAGUUGGUCAUUGGUUUCAUAUACCCCGGAAAGCCGCUCGCUAACAUGGCAUUCAAGACAUACGGCCAUAUCAGCAUGGUACAAGCACUUGGUUUUCUCGAGGAUCUCAAAUUAGGUCACUAUAUGAAAAUUCCACCAAAAUCAAUGUUCAUUGUUCAGCUAGUUGGCACAGUAGUUUCUUCAUCUGUUCACUUUGGAACAGCAUGGUGGCUUCUAACAUCUAUCGAGAACAUAUGCGAUGAAUCAUUGUUGCCGAAAGGUAGUCCUUGGACAUGUCCUGGUGACGACGUGUUUUACAACGCUUCCAUUAUAUGGGGAGUAGUAGGUCCAAAGCGAAUGUUUACCAACGACGGCGUUUAUCCUGAGAUGAAUUGGUUUUUCCUUAUUGGUCUAAUUGCACCUGUUCCAGUGUGGCUUCUUUCUAUCAAAUUUCCUAACCACAAAUGGAUUAAACUCAUUAACAUUCCUAUUAUCAUUGCAGGUGCAUCUGACAUUCCACCAGUGAGAUCUGUGAAUUAUAUUACUUGGGGAAUUGUUGGAAUGUUCUUUAAUUUCUAUGUUUAUAGAAAGUUUAAGACUUGGUGGGCAAGGCAUACUUAUAUCCUUUCAGCUGGUUUAGAUGCUGGAGUUGCUUUUAUGGGUUUAGUCCUUUAUUUUGCACUUCAAUCUUAUGGUAUUUUUGGUCCAACUUGGUGGGGUCUUGAAGCAGAUCAUUGCCCUUUGGCUGCAUGCCCUACAGCUCCAGGUGUAUAUGCAGAGGGUUGUCCUAUUUCCUGACUUCCAUGCUACCAUUCCAUAAUCAAUAUUGCCAUGUGAAUAUCAUAUUGGACAUGUAAAUGUAAAAAACUAAGAACAUGUUUUAUUUUGAUCCCUUUGUAUAUGAGCUAUAUGUUAUUUGAUUUUUUUAUUAUUGAUUCAUUGGCAUAGUCUCAAGGAAAAUGAGAGGUGCUAAGAGCGUCCAUGCCAAAUUUGGUUGUUUAAAUGAACCUCACCUAAUUUUUUAUAUUAUUUCUUUUUUUAA